Triticum dicoccoides is the source of this 1112-nucleotide messenger RNA. RefSeq names its product isopentenyl-diphosphate Delta-isomerase I-like. The coding region runs from base 94 to 909 and encodes 271 amino acids. Gene Ontology annotation, cellular component: cytoplasm. The transcript has 7 exons. Gene Ontology annotation, molecular function: isopentenyl-diphosphate delta-isomerase activity. Gene Ontology annotation, biological process: isopentenyl diphosphate biosynthetic process; isoprenoid biosynthetic process. The record is from RefSeq and is a predicted model, not a curated record. Lineage: Eukaryota; Viridiplantae; Streptophyta; Magnoliopsida; Poales; Poaceae.
UGUCCUCGCCCCACCCCUGCGCAGCGCAUACACACUGCGCACGGCCGCAGACCUCUCGGGUCGCCGCCCGCCCGGACUCCUCCGCCGCGAGACAUGGCCGGCACGGGCGACGACGCCGGGAUGGACGAGGUCCAGAGGCGCCUCAUGUUCGACGAUGAAUGCAUUUUGGUAGAUGAACAGGACAACGUUGUUGGCCAUGAAUCAAAAUAUACCUGCCAUCUGAUGGAGAAGAUUGAGUCUCUGAACCUGCUCCACAGGGCUUUCAGCGUAUUCCUUUUCAACUCAAAACAUGAGCUGCUACUUCAGCAAAGAUCUGCAACGAAGGUUACGUUUCCUUUAGUAUGGACCAACACCUGCUGCAGCCAUCCUCUGUACCGUGAAUCUGAGCUUAUUCAGGAAAACUUUCUUGGUGUCAGAAAUGCUGCUCAGAGGAAGCUCCUCGAUGAGCUGGGCAUCCCGGCUGAAGAUGUGCCUGUUGACCAGUUCACCCCUCUCGGUCGGAUGCUUUACAAGGCACCAUCUGAUGGGAAAUGGGGCGAACAUGAGCUGGACUACCUGCUGUUCAUCGUGCGCGACGUGAAGCUGGUCCCGAACCCGGACGAAGUGGCUGACGUGAAGUACGUGAGCCGGGAGCAACUGCGGGAGCUCAUCCAGCAGGCGGACACCGGCGAGGGCGGCGUGAAGCUGUCCCCCUGGUUCAGGCUGGUGGUGGACAACUUCCUCAUGGGCUGGUGGGAGCACUUGGAGAAAGGCACGCUCGCGGAGGCGGUGGACAUGGAAACCAUCCACAAGCUCAAGCUUUUGUUGUGCCAACGGGAGAUGUCUGUGGCAUUUAGCUUGCUCCGCUUUCCUGGUCCAAAAACAUCCACGGGCUGUCACAUGGAGGGCGUGCUACCCUGGAGCAAGUAAAGGAGAACCCAAGGCUGGCGGAAGAAAUUCAUGUGGUCUUCUUCCCAAUGAGCUGAUUUACCCAGUUCUAGAUGAGAUCAAGUUUUAUCCUAUCUUUUAUCUUUGAUACUCCAGUAGACUACUAGUAGGGGGUAGAAUAUCUUUGCUAGUGGCAGCUGUUGCCAUACUUUAUCACUGUUUGAAACCUGGUGUCGUUGCCAGAA